AUGGCUAACAUACCACCUUACAAUAGCAGCUCUGGGCCACCGAAUACGACUUUAGGGCCAUAUCAGUUCAAUCAAGUGCCACCUAACCAAUUUACGGGAUCUAUAAAACAUGAUGCUAACUCGAAUAUGCCUGUACCACCUCCUGCAUUUAAUAAUCAGGCCAACCAUUACAGCCAAAGUGCAAGUAGCUCACCAGCUUUUAACAAUCCAAUGAUGAUGCCUCCUCAGAACAUGCAAUCGUCGCCUAUGAGGCCCCCCAUCAAACCAUUAACAAAUCAAAGUCCAAUACCAAACCUCCAGAACAUUCCAUCCAGUUCAGCCAGUCCUCAUCCAAUGUAUAACACUAAUAAUCCUUCUCCAUACCCUCCCAAUCACCAUUCACAGCAAAUCAAUGAUAAUGCUCCACCCCUAAUAUCUUCUAGUCAAUAUAAUCAACCGACAAAUGGCCCAAAUCCUACAAGGCUGCCAGUUAGUCAAUAUCCACCAUCUUCAGCAUCAUUCCCACCUCCAAUAAAUCAAAGACCACCAUUUCCUCCAUUAAGCCAGCCAGUUCCAUUUGGUAAUCAAAUGGUAGGGCCUCCAAGGAGCAAUCCUAUGGUGCCAGGUAAUUCAACAUUGGGUCCCAACAUGAUGGCACCACAAUUAGGGCCUUCAAGAAAUAAUGCAAUGAAUGGCCCAGCUACAGGUCCACCUCUUACAUCGUUACCUGGCCCAAAUCAAACAAGUGGACCCCCAUCGCUACCAUUGGGUCCAAUGCCUCCCAUGAGGCCACCAACAAACCAGCCUAUGACUAUGGGACCACCGACUCAAGCUAUGGGCUAUUCUAAUAAUUUAAGUGGGCCUCAAAGCUUACCACCAUUGUCAUCACAACAACCAAUUCCUGGACAACCUCCUAUGCCUGGAGCUAUGCCAGGUCCACCAAAGCCAAAUAUACAAAGCCGAUAUCCUCAGAUGCCUCCCAGUAACUACCAGCAAGGGCCCCCAAGCCAGGGAAUGCCACCUCAAAUACCCCAACAAGCCAUGUACCCACAAAUGAACAAAAUGCCAGGGUUGACUCAGCAAAUGGGGCAAUUAAAUGUUACUCAGCAGGGCUUUGACCAACUAUGGGGUCAACAAAUGGUGGAUCUAAUGCAGACUAAGCAUAUUCUUUCUGAAUAUCCUGAAGAUCCACCGGAAAUCAGACUAGGUCCUAACUUUGCCGAUGCUCCUAAUUGUAGUCCUGAAAUAUUCCGGUGUACAAUUAACAAGAUACCUGACACGAAUACAUUACUACAGAAGUCUAGACUGCCUUUGGGUAUUUUAAUACACCCUUUCAAGGAUUUGAAUUACUUACCAGUCAUACAAUGUACGACGAUAGUGCGUUGCCGCGCGUGUCGCACUUACAUCAAUCCGUUUGUAUACUUUGUCGAUGGAAAGCGGUGGAAAUGCAAUCUGUGUUAUCGGGUCAAUGAUUUGCCGGAAGAGUUCCAAUACGACCCAGUGAGCAAGUCGUAUGGAGAUCCAACUCGUCGGCCCGAAAUCAAAUCUGCAACUAUAGAGUUCAUUGCACCCAGCGAAUACAUGCUGCGUCCCCCGCAGCCGGCUGUUUAUCUGUUCCUGCUUGACGUCUCGCAGAUCGCCAGGGAGUCUGGAUAUUUAGAACUGGUCUGUGGAAUAAUUAAAGAGCAUCUGGAACAGUUGCCCGGUGAUGCGCGUACGCAGAUCGGCUUCAUAUGCUACGACGCGCACAUACACUAUUACGUGAUCAGCGACGGACUCACUAGACCCCAAGAGUUGACCGUUUUGGAUAUUGAUGAUGUGUUCCUCCCAUCACCCGAGUCGUUGUUGGUGAACGUGGGCGAGCAGCGGGAUAUGGUGCGCGAGCUGCUCACUCAGAUCCCCAGGAGACACUCCGUGCCUGGGUCACCUGCUUCCGCCCUCGGUGCUGCAUUGCAGGCUGCUUAUAAACUUAUGUCACCGACCGGAGGCAGGAUCACAGUGUUCCAGACAUGUUUACCAAAUAUCGGACCUGGAGCUUUACAAUCCAGAGAGGACCCCAACGCUCGGUCAUCAAAAGAAGUUGCACAUUUGAAUCCAGCCACAGAUUUCUACAAGCGGCUCGCGUUGGAUUGCAGCGGGGCGCAGAUUGCAGUGGAUCUGUUCCUUCUGAGCUCGCAGUAUUGUGAUUUGGCAACACUCAGUGGUAUGAGCAAAUUCAGCGGGGGCUCAGUUUACCACAUCCCGGUGUUCAACGCGUCCAGGCCAAGGCAGGCUGCGCACCUUAGGAAUAUGUUCACGAGAUAUCUUACAAGGAAGAUCGGCUUCGAAGCUGUUAUGAGGGUACGGUGUUCUAGGGGUAUAACGAUACACACAUUCCACGGAAACUUCUUCGUGCGUUCGACGGAUCUGCUCUCGUUGCCCAACGUGUCCCCGGAUGCUGGUUUCGGGAUGCAGCUGACCAUCGAGGAGUCCCUGUCCGACCUGCAGCAGGUCUGCUUCCAGGCUGCCUUGCUCUAUACUAGCAGUAAAGGUGAAAGAAGAAUACGAGUUCACACGAUGGCUCUACCAAUAGCGACCACUCUCAGUGACGUACUCCACGCCGCAGACCAGACCUGUAUUGUGGGACUUCUCAGCAAAAUGGCCGUGGAUCGUUGCGUGACAGCCUCGAUGUCUGAAGCGAAGGAGGCCCUCAUAAAUGUGGCGAUCGAUGUGUUGUCGGCUCAUAAGCUGUCUCAAAACCUUCCAGCGGGACCGGCUUCCAGCUCACUUAUGGCACCUAUGUCGUUGCGGUUGCUGCCUAUGUAUUUAUUGGCCUUGAUGAAAACGAAAGCAUUACGUACGGGCACGUCUACGCGGUUAGACGAGCGCGUUGCCGCCAUGUGCGAUCUCAAAUGUCAGCCUCUCGCCCUGUUAUUACGGACGGUUUACCCGGAUUUAUACCCGAUACAUACGUUGGAACAGCACACGCAUAAAGAUGAAGUAGAAGAAGAGGAAGUUAAUCCUGACCCUCCAAGAUUGCAGCUUACUUCGGAGAGAAUUAACUUAAAUGGCGCAUAUCUCCUAGACGACGGAGAAACAAUGGUGAUCUACGUUUGUAACGCGGUCAGCCCCGCCUUCCUCUCUGAGAUCUUCGGAGUAGCGGCAUUCUCUCAACUGCCGGAUGAAGCCACCACUUUGCCUCAUUUAGACAAUAAAAGCAAUGCUCUUUUACACGCCUUCAUAGACAAACUCAACGAUGACAGACCUUACCCAUCCAAUUUAAUUAUACUCAGAGAUAACUCGCCAACUCGGACGAAAUUCACCGAGCGUCUGAUAGAAGACAGAGUAGAGUCAGCCUUCUCAUACUACGAGUUCUUGCAACAUGUCAAAAGUCAAGUGAAGUGA
Molecule: messenger RNA, 3363 nt
Organism: Pieris macdunnoughi
Lineage: Eukaryota; Metazoa; Arthropoda; Insecta; Lepidoptera; Pieridae
Source: the annotation of a GenBank genome assembly